This is a messenger RNA of Ruditapes philippinarum (Manila clam), 3107 nucleotides long. RefSeq lists its product as uncharacterized. Lineage: Eukaryota; Metazoa; Mollusca; Bivalvia; Venerida; Veneridae. Bases 787 to 2001 code for a protein of 404 amino acids. The transcript has 2 exons. The record is from RefSeq and is a predicted model, not a curated record.
AAAUUAAUAAUGAUUUGUGGUGGCGCUGCAUGCAAUUGCGCCCCCCUUCCAAAGCCCCAUCAAGUUCCGUUAGAUACCCGUGUAAUGAUUUCAAUAGAGGUAGAUGCUCAUGGCGAAAUUGUAAAUUUGCCCACGUGUGUAACACGUGCGCGGCUCCUCAUCCAGAAUUUGCGUGCACUAAAAAUCAGUCAUCAACAAGUGGAAGUUUUAAUCAGUUUAAGAAUAAGCUGUCAAGUGAGUCUGUAACGCCCCCGCAAAAAUCCUUUCGUGCCAGUCCCUUCUACAGAAGAGGCGACUCUAAAAAUGGGAGAAAAAAUUGAUAGCACAAAAAAAAACGGCCUUAGUUCGUUAGAUGAAGUUAAUUCUGAUAUUUUUUGUUUAGCAAAAUCACCUGUCAAACUUUCAGUUUUAAGGAAAUUAUUAAAAUAUUACGAUCAAGUUGAAGCUUCGUUUUUAUUAAGUGGUUUUAAAAACGGCUUUCCUAUUCAGUAUUCAGGUCCACGUGCUCCACGUGACUCAAAAAACCUGCGUUCUACUUCACUUAAUCCAGAGAUAAUAAAGUCUCAAAUAAGUAAAGAGCUUUCCGCAGGCCGCAUCGCUGGCCCAUUUAAGAAAAGACCAAUCAAAAAUUUAAUUGUAUCACCAAUUGGUUUAGUGCCGAAAAAAGUGCCUGGUGAAUAUAGAAUGAUUCAUCAUUUGUCAUUCCCGCCAGGCGAAUCGGUUAAUGACCACAUUGAUCCAGCGUUAUGCACUGUGUAAUACACAAGCUUUGAUGACGCAGUCAAGAUGGUUCAAGAUCUAGGUCAUAACUGUCAAUUAUUCAAGACGGACAUCAAAAGUGCAUACCGUAUUAUUCCUAUUAAGCCGUGUGAUUUUGAAUUGUUAGGUUUUUAUUUUGACGAGAAUUAUUACUUUGAUAAGGCCCUACCUUUUGGGGCUUCUAUAAGUUGUAUCACAUUUGAAAGAUUUGCACGGUUUUUAGAGUUUUCUGUUGAGAGAAAUCUAACUUCUGCGAAAUUGUUGCAUUAUUUAGAUGAUUUUUUAGGAGGGGACAGAUCUAAGGAAACAUGUGCGCAUGCGCUAAGAACUUUUAAAGAUACAAUGUCUGAGCUGGGCGUACCUUUGGCCGAAGACAAAACGGAGGGUCCGACGGAAGUGUUGACCUUUUUAGGCUUAGAAUUAGAUACAAACCAAAUGUGCGUGCGUAUACCUGAGCUUAAAGUUCUAGAAGUAACAAAAAAAAUUCAGGAAUGUCUGUCAAAUAAGAAAACAACACUUAAGAAAAUGCAAUCACUAAUAGGCUCGUUAAAUUUUUGCUGUAGAGCAGUCAUAGUUGGACGACCGUUCAUUCGUCGUUUAAUCAAUUCAAUUUGUGGCUUAAAUAAACCACAUCACCAUAUCAGAGUAAAAGAAGAUAUUUGUUUAGAUUUAACUAUGUGGUUACAUUUUCUGAAACAAUUUAAUGGGGUUUCCGUUUUUCAUGACCGAUUUUGGGUGUCAAACGAAGAUGUUCAGUUGUUUUCUGAUAGUGCGGGUGGCAAAAACUUAGGUUUUGGGGUAUAUUUUCAAGGUCAUUGGUGUCAUGCUAAGUGGCCGGAAGUAUGGCAUGAGUUGGGCAUAACAGAGGAUAUAACGGUUUUGGAGCUUUUUCCCAUCUUAGCGGCACUAUAUAUAUGGGGUUAUGAGCUUAAAAAUAAAAAGAUACGGUUCAACUGUGAUAAUUUUGCAGUGGUACAUAUAUUGAAUAAAUUAACUUCUAAAUCUGAAAUGGUAAUGUGUAUUGUUAGAGUGUUAACAUUACGUUGUUUAAAGCUCAAUAUUUUGAUUAAGGCUUCGCAUGUCCCCGGUUGCCAAAACAAUAUAUGUGACGCUUUAUCUCGGUUUCAGUUGACCAGGUUUCGAGAGUUAGCUCCAAACGCCGACGAAAUACCUUGCUUGGUCCCACCCUUCCUUUGGCACAUCUUCAGUUUAGAGCCGGAAAGCUUAUUCACUCUGGAAUAGCGGCCAACUCAAGAUGUUUGGAUUCUGGGGGAUUCAAUCCCAUACUGGGCCGGGAAUUAUGCAAAGAAUGCGGCUAAGGAGAAUUUGGGCUUGAAGGAUGUGUCCAUUGCCUGGUGGGCAGAGAGAGGCCUCAGAUGGGGUGGUUUUAGACGCCUAAUAGAAAUGCAGGUGUUGUUAUCUUUUCCACCUUCUAUUAUUUUUAUUCAUUUAGGUGGUAACGACCUUGUGUCGGUCAAUACAGUUCAACUACGACUUUUAAUUGAACAAGAAAUUAUAUAUUUAAGGGAAGCCUUUCCUCAUACUGUGAUAAUCUGGGUUGAUAUUUUACAACGUCAAAAUUGGUCAGGCGCUAUUAGGGGAUAUCGACCUAUCGAAAUGAAAAGAAAACGCCUUAAUCGUCUAGCCAGAAAAAUUGUUACGUCAUCAGGCUUAAGUGAUAUCAUUAUACCAGAUAUUGAUGCGGCCACGGCCUUUUUUCGAGAUGAUGGCGUACAUCUCAAUUCAGUAGGUUUGGAAUUCUAUCUAGAUUAUAUUAAGGAUGCUAUUGUCAAGCAUUUAGGAAUACGCCAUGUAUAGACCUGGAAGUUGUUACCGGUCUCUUUAAUAAAAAAAAAAAAAAAAAAAAAAAAAUAGUAUGAAUAAAUUUGGGGGAUAAAUUAAUCAAUUUAUUGUGGCGAAAAUUUAUUUUAAGAGAAGUGAAAUUAAUCAAUUUAUUGUGGCGAAAAUUUAUUCAUGGAAGAAGUCAGAUGUGUCACAUUUUUUUGCAUUAGCCGGUAAACUAUUUUGCAUUCGGUUCUGGUUACCCGGUAGCCAAUGUUAAAUGGUUUCAGUAUGGCACAUGUGUUUUUAUUUAAUAAGCUUGAAAUUAAAUAUUAGCGCGACACGUCUGGCUUUCUUGCUGUUUCGCUGCAUUAGGUACAUGUUUAUAGGAAUCAGGCGAGAUACCUCGACUGGUUAUUCAGAGCGGCCAUUACCUCCAUUAUAUAUUUUAUUGAUCUAUUUGACUUGUAUAAAAGCUAUGAUACAAGCUGAAUUGCAGCGUAUGCUCGUACAAAAUAAAUUUGACAUUUAAAUUUAUUUGGUAUUCUUUUUUCUUUCGAAUAGUA